GUGCCGGAAGAGGAGGAAGCGAAUCAGUUUCACCGCUUGGUGACGGUUCUGCACGAUCUGUUCUUCUACCGCACGCUGAACCGCGAUCGCAUUGUGUCCCUGCGCUCCAAUAUCGUGAACCUGCUGACGAGCGUCCCGGUAAGCUGUUACCUCGAGCUGGUAACGCCACUGCAAACCAAAGAGGAACAGGACCUGAUGCAGGACGAUGCCGACGAGUCCUCCGUCACCCCACCGACCGUGCCGUUCGAGGAAAAGAACGUUUACGUGCUGCAGGUGUUGGUGGAAUUUCUGCGUCGCAACUUUCAACGUGCGGAGAAAAAGUCGGAUCAGUACGAGAUGCUAUCGCCAGUGCUGACCGUACUGAUCAAGGCGAUCCGUGCCGAUCCGGUGCAUCGGCGUUACGUCCGCUCGGUAAUACUGCCACCGUUGCGCGAAGUACACGAUCGGCCCGAAAUAGGCAAGGAGCUUCGAAACUAUCUCUGCGCGCUGCUAACCAGUCCUUGCACGCAGAUUGCCGACUUAUCGGGCGAACUACUGUUUGUGCUGUGCAAGGAAAACGUUGGCCGAAUGAUCAAGUACACCGGGUACGGCAAUGCGGCAAUGGGUUUGUUUGCCAACCGGGGGCUGCUCGGUGGCCGAUCGGUUAAGGUAUCCGAACAGUAUUCGUCCGACAGCGAGGACAGCGACACGGAAGAGUAUAAGCAGCUGCAGCACGGCAUAAACCCUGUGAUCGGUUGCUACGAGCCGGCGAAACCGAACCCUCUCGAGGGUAUGUCCGAGGAACAGAAAGAGUACGAGGCGAUGGAGCUGGUGAAGCUGAUGGACAAAUUGCAGCGCCAGGGUCUUAUUCAACCGUGCAAAAUCGGGGAUGAUGGGCGACCGCACGCCGUGGACCACAUAAUGGAACUGCAGGAGGAAAUUCCCGAGCAGCAGCGCGACUACAAGCGAAAGACAUAA
Anopheles cruzii is the source of this 957-nucleotide messenger RNA. Its product is annotated as synembryn-like. Lineage: Eukaryota; Metazoa; Arthropoda; Insecta; Diptera; Culicidae. Gene Ontology annotation, molecular function: G-protein alpha-subunit binding; guanyl-nucleotide exchange factor activity. Gene Ontology annotation, biological process: G protein-coupled receptor signaling pathway. Gene Ontology annotation, cellular component: cytoplasm. The record is from RefSeq and is a predicted model, not a curated record.